Messenger RNA from Micropterus dolomieu (smallmouth bass), 2889 nucleotides. RefSeq names its product ras-related protein ralB-B-like. NCBI's taxonomy places the organism in Eukaryota, Metazoa, Chordata, Actinopteri, Centrarchiformes, Centrarchidae. Gene Ontology annotation, cellular component: plasma membrane. Gene Ontology annotation, biological process: Ras protein signal transduction. The record is from RefSeq and is a predicted model, not a curated record. Gene Ontology annotation, molecular function: GTP binding; GTPase activity; GDP binding. Bases 200 to 805 code for a protein of 201 amino acids. The transcript is spliced from 5 exons.
UAGCCGCGGAGUGACUCCUCUUGCCGUUUAUACACGAUCUUCGGCAGAGUCCGGGUACAAGGUGGGGCAGAGACUCCCCUGGUCAACUUGUAAAAGUUCAGUGUGUGUCGGUGUAUGGCGGAUUCCUCAGCGAGCGACCGAAAAACACGUUAGCAGUCAGGCGGAGCUGUGAACCACUGGACUGAGACAGACCAGAGUCAUGGCCACCGGCAAGAACAAGAGCCAGACCUCUCUGGUCCUCCAUAAGGUGAUCAUGGUGGGCAGCGGCGGAGUGGGGAAGUCUGCCCUCACGCUGCAGUUCAUGUACGACGAGUUCGUGGAAGACUACGAGCCCACCAAGGCCGACAGCUACAGGAAGAAGGUGGUCCUGGAUGGCGAGGACGUUCAGAUCGACAUCCUGGACACGGCAGGUCAGGAGGACUACGCCGCCAUCAGAGACAACUACUUCCGCAGCGGCGAGGGCUUCCUGCUGGUCUUCUCCAUCACAGAGCACGAGUCCUUCACCGCCACGUCCGAAUUCAGGGAGCAGAUCCUGCGGGUGAAGGAGGAGGAGGCGAUCCCUCUGCUCCUGGUGGGGAACAAGUCGGACCUGGAGGAGCGGCGUAAGGUUUCUGCUGACGAGGCCACGGCGAAGGCCGGCGAGUGGGGGGUUCAGUACGUUGAGACCUCGGCCAAGACGAGAGCCAACGUCGACAAGGUGUUCUUCGACCUGAUGCGGGAGGUACGCAAGAAGAAACUGGCGGAAAGCAAAGAUAAGAACGGGCCGAGCGGCAAGAAGAAGAAAAAGCACUGCUGCUUACUUUAACUGCGAGGUCACAGGCGAGGUGACAAAGUGCCAACACCCAAAAACAGUCAGACGGACUGAGACAGGCAGCAGCUUCAAACCAUCAACCUGCCUGACUGCACAUCAACACUCAACAGCUGGGGAGACUUACUACUCUGACUCCUCACCUGCACGUUUAUUUGGGCAUUUAUUUGUACACCUGCAAAUGUAUUUUUCUCCAAAUGUCUAAAAUCCAAAUUUAAAAUAGUUUAAUUUAAUAGUUACUGUAAGUAUUUGAGCUCAUGUUGCCAAACUCACCAGAAGACUCUCACUUCCAUUAUUGUUUGCUUGGUGACCUUUAAAGUUUUCCUCAUUCUGCUUCCUCUUUAUGUACAGAUUGUGUGGUCCGACUUAUAUGUGGCCAAAAGUAUGUGGACACUUGUGCUGCUCUAACAGCCUCCACUCCUCUGGUUUCAGUCUUGAUGUUGUUGAACUUGCUGCAGGGAUUUGCUCCCGUUCAGACACCAGAGCAUCAGUGAGGUCUGAUGCUGGUGAUCAUGUCUGGCUCCCAGUCGGCUCUCCGGUUCGUCCCAAAGGUCAUGUUCUUCCACACCGCACUGGGAAAACCAGUUCUUUAUGGAGCAGUCUGUAUUUUUACAAUAACAGAUGUCGUGUUUCCUGUUCUGCUUCACUCACAGCGCUCUCAUGCUGUCAUUUGUAGAGAAGAAAACAGCAGACAGACACAGUCAGAGACAAGCUGGUGAACAUAGUGGAGCAUUUAGCAGCUAAAGAGCCAGGAGGUGGUGGAGACCAAGAGCUAUGAGAGAGGGAUCACUGGACAUUGAUCAGGUGACACAAACACGACUGAAUGAAUAAUCAUGUUCCUGUUUGAUGUGGAAAUAAGCAGCUGUUUGCUCACAAGUUCAACGUUUCACCUCAAAAGCUGUUAUUAAAUCAGUUAUUGCAGGUUUCAGUGCACAUUUUCCAAACAGUGCAGAGAGAGAACAUGUCAUGACAUGUCUCUGCCAUCAUAGUGUUACCGAUUGUCACAGAUUGAGACGUUUUACUUUAUUAGACCCGUUCUGCACCAUGUGACAUGCUACAAACCUGUACACAGGGGUGUCCAUAUACUUAUGGCCAUGUACUGUACGUUUCCUUUCUUCUCCUGCGCUGUUGUGAAUCUUUGACAAUCGUGAAUUUGUCUUUUAGGUAGACCCACUAUUAGCUGAAGAAAAGCCAUUUUCCCAGAUCUGUCAGUGGAGAUGUUCCAGGGUGAGAUUUUGUGCCUUAAACUUUUUCUCGUUUGACACGUUUUGUGGUCACGACUGACUGUGAAUCGGAGAAAGAGAGAGUUUUAUCCUACAUAAUGCCAUGAGUUCCCUGCUUUUGUUUCGCUCGAGUAUUUUCGCACAUUCCUGAUAUAUAAUCAGUACACUUCCAGACACUCCUUUUGUACGACAGCUUCAACUCUUCACCUCCCUUUAGAACACGAGUAUAAUUUAUAAUCAUCUUUAAAAGGGAAUUACUAUUUAAAGGUCAUCGGGGUCAUUAUCUGUGUAUUUAUGACGUCUGUGGUUUGAAAGUUUGUUUGUGUUGUUGUUGUUGUUGUGUCCCCCCCGAGAAACUCAUUUCCAUUUGAUAAUAAAAGAAAACACAGGUGGAUCACGGCUGCUUUGUUUGAUCGAGCCCCCGGAUGUGUCGCCGGUGGGAUCAAACAUAUUCUAGCAGCAUUAAUAUGCUUAUAAACUUUGGAUUACACAAAUUAGAGGAGUAUAAAUGAAAAAGGGUUACACUUUAAAUUGUAAUUUGGUACUAAAGUAAACAGAGACCGUUCAUUAGUGCAUUUCCAGUGAAUUACUUAUGAAUAAUUGGUAUGUUCCCAUUGUCUCUAAACAAAUGUACCAAAUGUAAAUAUUUUUUCUUGGAAACUUCUGUGGAAAUAAAAAGUAACAUAAAAGCAUCACCGAAAGACAAAAGCAAAUAUCAGACAGCUCUUCAUAAUACUGUCCUGUAUUUAUGCUGCUCUGUUUGUCGUUAGUAUCAAAGAAUCUGUGUUCAAAAAGCCAUUUACUUGUUGUGAAUGUGAAAUAUUUUAAGAUUUACAAUAAAGCUGAAUGCCAACAACA